AUGGCAACCGAAGUCGGUGGUAUGCCGAAUGGCUACGCGCAUCACCAGGGCUAUGCCGGCAUAGAUCAGAACAGCUACGGAUAUGCCGCCAAUGCCGCCGCAUCCCAGGCCCCUGCUCAGCAGGUCCCGCCGACCUCGUCUACCCCGUCGAACGCACAACCACAGCCCCAAUCGGAGAUUAGCAAGGACGAGGUCGGCUGGUACUUCGUCGAGCAAUACUACACCACCCUCUCGCGGAGCCCUGAGAAGCUCUACCUCUUCUACAACAAGCGCUCGCAGUUCGUGUCGGGUCAGGAGACGGACAAGGUGCCGGUGUGCGUUGGUCAGCGUGCCAUCAAUGACAAGAUCAGAGACCUGGACUUCCAGGACUGCAAGGUGCGCGUCACCAACGUUGACUCGCAGUCUUCGGACUCGAACAUCGUCAUUCAAGUCAUUGGUGAGAUCUCGAACAAGGGUCAGCCACACAAGAAGUUCACCCAGACUUUCGUGCUCGCCACCCAGACCAAUGGCUACUUUGUCUUGAACGACAUCUUCAGGUACCUGGUUGAAGAGGAAGAUGAGCCGGAGACUGAGACUGCCCAGCAGGUGGAAGAUGCUCAGCAGGUGUCAGGCACUGAGAGUGGUUUCCAAGAGCCACCGCCGACGGAGGCUGAGCCCAAGACUCUCACCAAAUCUGCCGACCCAGCAGCAGUGGAGCAUGAUGCGGCUCAGGUCGGCAAGGGAUUGGAGGAGAAGGUGGUCAACCACGUGGAGGAGGAGACGGCACUUGUCGUCAACGGAGAGCAUGCAGAGAUCGAGGAGCCGGCCGUGGAAGAGACGCCAGCCACCACAGCCCCAGAGACCAUCCAGUCCAACGAGAAUGAGCGACCAAGCACCACGGAGUCUGAGGUCCAGCCUGAGAAGCCCAAGGACCCCGAGCCCACCCCAAUUGCCUCCCCACCAAACCAGGCCGCUCCACAGCCUGCUCCAGCGCCCAAGCCCGCUGGGCCAGCAGCACCAAAGACGUGGGCCAACCUCGCUGCUGCAGCCAACCGAGUUGCCACUCCCGCUACACCAGCUGCUCCUCAAACUGCUGCUUCAUCUUCGAAGCCAGCUACGAAGGCCGCACCAACCGCCCCUUCCGCACCAGCCGCUACGCCAGCAGCGGCCACGCCUUCUGGACCGGCCGCGCAGCGUCAGGAACCGGCAGCUUCUGACUCGCAGGAUGAGUGGACGGCAGUCGGUGGGAGCCACAACCGCCAGCAGUCCCGUCAAGCCAACGUCCCGCAGCCGGAGCAGCCACAGCAUCGGGGCUACAUUAAGAACGUGCACGAGAAUGUCGACUACGAUGAGCUAAAGGCAGAGCUUGAGAAGUUCGGUGAGCUCUCCUACUUCGACAUUGCUCGGCAGAAGAACUGCGCAUUCGUCGACUUCAAGACGGCUGACGGCUAUAACGCAGCUCUGAACGUUCCAUUCGAGCUUGGCGGCGAGAAGAUCUUUGUCGAGGAGCGACGCAUCCGGCAAGGUUCGACUCCAUACAUCCCACGAGGCCAAUUCCAGGGUGGUCGUGGUGGACGCGGUGGUGCUGGUGGUCAGGGAGCUCCGCGCGGCAACUUCCAGGGCGGACGUGGUGGAAAUGCACCACAGAAAGGAGGCCGUGGCAACUUUGCGCCUCAGCGAGGUGGACGGGGUGGAGCUCAGGCUUAA
Molecule: messenger RNA, 1686 nt
Organism: Zasmidium cellare ATCC 36951
Lineage: Eukaryota; Fungi; Ascomycota; Dothideomycetes; Mycosphaerellales; Mycosphaerellaceae
Exons: 2
Coding region: 1-1686 (561 amino acids)
Biological process (GO): protein deubiquitination; ribophagy
Cellular component (GO): Ubp3-Bre5 deubiquitination complex; cytosol; ribonucleoprotein complex
Molecular function (GO): mRNA binding
Source: RefSeq, a predicted model, not a curated record